Molecule: messenger RNA, 1237 nt
Organism: Apis mellifera (honey bee)
Lineage: Eukaryota; Metazoa; Arthropoda; Insecta; Hymenoptera; Apidae
Gene: Rab1
Product: ras-related protein Rab-1A
Exons: 4
Coding region: 421-1041 (206 amino acids)
Molecular function (GO): GTP binding; GTPase activity
Source: RefSeq, a predicted model, not a curated record
UAAUAUAUUUAUUCGUUUGUAGAGAAUUUUUAGUAUUAUAUUUAUUUGUAAUAUUAAAAAAUUGUAAAAUAUAUUGAAAAGAAGAAUAAAAAUUUAAAAAAUUAUAAAAAAAUAAAAAGAAAGAAAGUGAUCUUUAAAGAUAAAUGCGCAGACGUGGUUUUGCACUGAAUUGCUCGUGUCCCGUCAAAUAGAGGGAGUGAAACAGCACCUGCUGCCAUUCUGGCAUUACGUCAAUGGUAGACAUUUCAUUUGCUGGUUGGGGAGGAGUUACCGUGACCGCCAUUGUUACAGAUCUUUCAUAUUAAAGAACGUGAUCUGUGAAUUUAUAUUGUCAUAUUGUUGAUUUCAUCGAAUUGUGUUUAUUUUUUAGAUUUCCGCAACAACAAUACAGAUAUCAGUAAGAGUGUUCUUAAGCAUAGCAUGUCCACUAUGAAUCCCGAGUAUGAUUACUUGUUUAAGUUACUUUUAAUUGGAGAUUCAGGAGUUGGAAAAUCAUGUCUUUUACUCCGUUUUGCUGAUGACACAUAUACAGAAAGUUAUAUCAGUACUAUUGGUGUAGAUUUCAAAAUACGAACAAUUGAUCUAGAUGGAAAAACAAUAAAAUUACAAAUUUGGGAUACAGCAGGUCAAGAACGGUUUAGAACAAUUACAAGUUCUUAUUACAGAGGUGCACAUGGUAUUAUUGUUGUUUAUGACUGCACAGAUCAGGAAACAUUUAAUAAUGUUAAACAAUGGCUCGAAGAAAUUGAUCGUUAUGCUUGUGAUAAUGUGAAUAAGUUGUUAGUCGGCAAUAAAUGUGAUCUUCAUACUAAAAAAGUUGUUGAUUACACAACAGCAAAAGAAUAUGCAGAUCAACUUGGUAUACCAUUUUUGGAAACAUCUGCAAAAAAUGCAAUGAAUGUAGAACAAGCUUUUAUGACAAUGGCUGCAGAAAUAAAACUUAGAGUGGGUCCUCCAUCAAGUGGUAACAGUGAUCCAGCAAAUAAAGUGAAAAUAGAACAUGGACGUCCAAUUGAAUCCUCUAAAUCUGGAUGCUGCUGAGAAAUGUAAUUUUGCAAUUAAAACCAAAAAGGACAUCUUAUGGUAGCAGUUUUAUACUGCUUAAAGAUUACAAGAAGACAUAAGAAAGAUUGUGGAAGUUUCAGUUUAUAUAAAAAAAAAAAAAUGAGGUGUGAAACAUUAUUAAUUAUGGACCACCAACUCUAUUAUAGAGUUGAAUAAAACAACUUUUGUUCUA